AUGGAUGCAGCAGCCUCUGAUAAUUCCACGGACCCCUUUAGCCAAUCCACUGAAAACAAAGAGGUGGCAAUUUUACACAUGAUACUCAAAGGAGGGCAUAGCAUAAAUUCAUGCAAUUGUGCCGGUGAAUUAGCAUUGGUGGAUGAAUUGUCACUGGAAAAAGAAAACUAG
Molecule: messenger RNA, 171 nt
Organism: Dovyalis caffra
Lineage: Eukaryota; Viridiplantae; Streptophyta; Magnoliopsida; Malpighiales; Salicaceae
Source: the annotation of a GenBank genome assembly